Molecule: messenger RNA, 1374 nt
Organism: Drosophila persimilis
Lineage: Eukaryota; Metazoa; Arthropoda; Insecta; Diptera; Drosophilidae
Exons: 1
Coding region: 66-1220 (384 amino acids)
Source: RefSeq, a predicted model, not a curated record
UUUCGUAAAAUUUUCCCAUAACUUGUACACAAAAUUUUCUGUAAGGCGGUAGAGUCCUGAGAGACAUGCAGGCCCACCAUGCCAUGCCGGACUUUCGGUGCCGCAACAACUGCCAGCACAAGGAGUGCCAGCGGCAUGCCCCCUUGGGGAUCAUCGAUCAGCACACGCAGUGCAAGUGCCUGGGCGAAGUGAAUGCCUCGUCGAUCUUCCUGGAGAAUGUCCUGGAUCUGGCCAAUACGCUGGCCCAGAUCAUGAUCACGUGCGGGCUGCACGAGUGCAAGGCCAAGUCGACGGUGGACAUCAUCACGUAUGCCUUUCUGCACUACGAUCAGGUGUGCUACUGCAUCGAUACCACGCCAAAGAAGCGCCUGCGGAAGGAGGAUCUGUUCCACGAGUUGGGCAAGAAGUCGCUGAUGAACAAAGUGGAGGCCCAUCUGGCGUACAACAUCAUCAAGCGGGGCUUCAAGGCCUUCUACUACGAACCGAAGGCGGAGUUGACCUACGACGAGCAGGGCAGACCCUCGUACAACGACGAGUGCGUGUGGGUGCAUGCCGCCAGGAAGACUGCCGAGAGCUAUGCCCGUUUCGAUGGGCUCUCCUGCAGCGACCAACUGGCCUACGAGGCCAAGAUCAAGAUCGCCUACAAGAAGUUCUACGACCGGAUGCAGACCCGCAAGCGGCAGCCAGAGGGCGACGACUGCAACUGUUGCUUCUGUGCCAAGAAGCGGGGACACCUGGUCUAUGCCAAGGAGCCGGUGCCGUGCAGCACCAAGAAGAAGCCCAAGCACGUGUGCCCGUACUGCUGCAAGAAGAAGCAAAAGAAGACGUAUGUCCAUCCGGCACGGCAGCCAGCCAAGUGCCCCAAGUGCCACAAAUCGCGCAAGUUCUGCUGCUGUACGAAGCUCGACUUCAACCUCCAGUGGGUGCGUAGUAUCUGGGAGCGACCGGACUUCAAUCAGUACUAUAAGAACGAGAUUGCUGAGAUCGAGGAUCGCCUCAUCAAGGGCUCUUGCUGGCUGCCGCCAGAGCCCCUGGGCGAGCUACUCGGUGACGAGGAGGGCGAGGAAGAGGAGGAUGACGGCCAUGAGAUGCCACCCGAUACUCUGCUGGCACUGGCCGGCAAGACCCCUGCCACUAUAGAGGCCCCUGCUGCGGAGGAAGCUGCCGAAAAGGUGUCUGAGAAGGGCUCUGUAACAUCCGCCAAUGCGGCAGAGGAGUAGCUUCUCUCAGCUCUCCCAAUGAAACCUCUGCUAACCGCAUCCUAAAUUACAUUCAAAUUUUCUGUCUGCAACAAAUUUUUAGUUUAAAAUUCAACGGACUUUAUGGUAUAAUUCAAAUGUUAAUACAAUAGAACUGCACGAAAACUACAACUAA